Salarias fasciatus (jewelled blenny) is the source of this 1820-nucleotide messenger RNA. Its product is annotated as multivesicular body subunit 12A-like. The coding region runs from base 1 to 984 and encodes 327 amino acids. Gene Ontology annotation, biological process: endosome to lysosome transport via multivesicular body sorting pathway; virus maturation; regulation of epidermal growth factor receptor signaling pathway. The transcript has 10 exons. Gene Ontology annotation, cellular component: ESCRT I complex; cytosol. The record is from RefSeq and is a predicted model, not a curated record. Lineage: Eukaryota; Metazoa; Chordata; Actinopteri; Blenniiformes; Blenniidae.
AUGGAUUCAGUACUUCCUGCUUUGGCGAGGAACAUCAGGAAAUUUCGAUUGACAGCCAAAAAGUUUUUAACAGACCAGACAAGGACACGUCGGAGAGACGGGCGUCAGCACAGCCACACAAUGUCCCUGAUGGAGCGUGGGACGGUCCGGCCCAUCACCGGAGUGGCCUGGACUUCCAACACAGGCACCUGCCCCAAAGACUUCAGUCUGAUCAGCAUCACAGAAGAGGGCGCAGCAGCAAACUUCACCCGCAGCUUUGGAAUGAAAUCUGGAUAUUAUCUGUGCUACAGCAAGGACCUGACAGGUGGCAUGGUGGUGUCAGAUAUUCAGAUUAUUUCAGAGAAGGACAGCAUCCCUCAUGGCUACUGCUACAUCGCAGAGCACCUUGAGCCAAAGGCCACCGUAUCGAAGAAGAAGCGUCUGUGCGUUCGCAUCGUCCCAGUGGGCAGCGUGGACACGGCUCUGCUGGACAUCAAACUAACUGCCAAAAGCAAAAUGAUGCUGCAGUAUUACACAUAUGUGGGGGACAUACAUGGCUACAUGCUGUGGUGCAGAAAGGGGCUUUUCACCAGCCCUCCUCCUCAAGCCAAGCCCCGCAGGGUCAGUCUGGACCUCCGGACCCUCUCUCUGGAGCAGCCCUCUGCUCCUCUGGCCCUCAGGCCGAGCAACCCUCCUCCUCCGCUGCCACACGCCAGGUUAACGCAGAGACGCGGCAAUCUGCCGAGCAUGGACAACCUGGACAAACCUGCCGACAGCAGCUUGCAGGGAAUCACAGCUCUCGAUGGAGUUCCCUUCAGCCUCCACCCUAAAUAUGAUAUCCAGGCAAAUGGCACGGGUCCUCAGUUCAGCUCCCAGAUAAACAACAUUCGUAUAAAGUCACUCCAGGACGUUGAGAAUGAGUAUAAGUACACGUUUGCAGUGGAGGAGUUUGCUGCUAAGCGGACCAGACCAUCGGUGACAACAGGAAGUGAAUCGAAAGAUUAGUUUGAUCGUUGAAUUUCCCAAAUCAACAUCGUCUUACUUUUGCUACUUCAUUCUAUUUGAAAGGGUUCCUUCGAGUAAAACCUCAGAAAUAUGUUACAAGUGAAGGAUAAUCACCUCUGUUUUUAGGGUUCAUUUUAUGCAAAGCUUGAAGUGUAAAAGAGUUGAUCUCAGCUGGAGGUCGGAAAAGGCCUUCCAUGAACACUAUCAUGAUACCAGACACUGGCAUUUCCAAACCCACAAUCACCACCUUCAAGCAGUCAACGUGUCCAUUUGCCAAAGAAACGUCCUGUUUUAAUGACAUGCGUGUUACAGUCCUCUCAGAAAUUACAGGGUUUCAGAAGUGAUUCCAGUUCUGUAGUGUCUGCCGUCUCGCUUUGAGUGUUAGCAGCUUUAAAUCAUCACUUUAAGAUACUUCAGUUCCAUUUCUCUUUAAUGCACUUUGCCUUUCAAGAUGUGUUUUUCCUGCUCGCUUUCCUGAAUGAUUUGAGCUUUAGUGGUUCAUCUUUGCUGCAAAUGACGCUUAAAUGCCCUAAAUGACACACUAAACGUAUGUAAAUACAGAACAUGGUUUUUAUGUGUUUUCAUGACUAUGCAAUGGUAUUUUUGCAUUAUUCCAAAAAAUAUAUCUUAUUUCAAGGUGAUGGAAUGAAGUUGGGUAUUUUUUGUCUGUGCAUGACCAAAUGUGGGAUCAAUGGGGCAUGUUUUUUUUUUUUAUUAUUAUUGUUUAUUAUUUUUAAGGAGUACUGAAAGUGGACCAACUAUUUAUCAAUGUCAGCCUUUUGUUUUUAUCUUUUCUGUAACACAUUUUGACUGCAUGUAAAAAAUAAAUAAAUUCU